Aspergillus udagawae is the source of this 753-nucleotide messenger RNA. RefSeq names its product putative GNAT family acetyltransferase. The record is from RefSeq and is a predicted model, not a curated record. NCBI's taxonomy places the organism in Eukaryota, Fungi, Ascomycota, Eurotiomycetes, Eurotiales, Aspergillaceae. Gene Ontology annotation, molecular function: acyltransferase activity, transferring groups other than amino-acyl groups. The transcript is spliced from 2 exons. Bases 1 to 753 code for a protein of 250 amino acids.
AUGCAGCCUAAAUACCGCGUAGAGAUCGUCAGCGACGAUGACUUCCCCGAGCUGUACCGGGCGCUCUGGGAAGCCUUUGAGAAUCCCUACCAGGGCAUUGUCCGCUUAUUCUUCCCCAUCCACAACAAUGAUCGCGAGGGCAGUCUAAAGGAAUGCGUCCAGGCUCAAUUGGAAGAGUAUCAUAAGGAACAGCCACAUGUAACCUGGAUCAAAGUUGUGGAUACAGAAGCCAACAAGAUCGCCGCCGCGGCCAAGUGGUACUUGUACCCGGAGGACCCUUUCGCGAAAAAGGAGGGCCCGAUGGUGGCGGACUGGUUCCCCGAGGGAGUGACGAGGGAGUGGGCGACGCAAGCAGUCAGGCAGUUUGAGCAUCCGCGGGAGAGCAUGGCCCGACGACCGCAUGCUUUUCUACACAUCGCAUUCGUCCUCCCCGAGUAUCGCGGAAAGGGACUGAGCCAUCUGUUCAUGAGAUGGGGCGUGGAAAAGGCAGAUGCGCAGGGCUUGGAAGCUUGGCUGGACGCCUCAGAGUUUGGAGCGCCCCUUUACAAGAAGUAUGGUUUUCGCGAGGUCGUCUUCAAUCGCGUAAAGCCGGUUCCAAUGCGCCAGUUCUCCGACGAGGAACAAAAGGAAUGGACACAGUGCGAGGAGACUUUCUUACCCAUCAAUGAGACGGUGAUGUGGCGCCCUGUUUUAGGCAAAUAUGUCGAGGGAGAGACGCCAUUGGCACGGUGUGAUGAGACAGAACAGGUCUAG